Molecule: messenger RNA, 895 nt
Organism: Hermetia illucens (black soldier fly)
Lineage: Eukaryota; Metazoa; Arthropoda; Insecta; Diptera; Stratiomyidae
Product: leucine-rich repeat extensin-like protein 5
Exons: 2
Coding region: 89-802 (237 amino acids)
Cellular component (GO): extracellular region
Molecular function (GO): chitin binding
Source: RefSeq, a predicted model, not a curated record
AAAGCGGUUAUGGGUGCGAGGGACCAGUAUAAAUAUUGCACUCACGAGAUCCCAAAGUCAGUGAAAGUUUUAGUUCGAAAGCAAUAUCAUGGUUGGUAAAAUAUUGAUUAUCUUUGUUGCUUUCGAAGUUUGCUCAGUUCAAAAUGCUGUUGCGGCGAAAGAAUGUAAAGGGGGGGAUAAGUGGGCGAACGAGGGAAAUCCCAUUUAUUAUUACAACUGCUUAGUCGACGGGGUUCAAGUUCAACUGAAAUGUCCUCCAGGACAAUAUUUUAAUAACGUGGCCGGGGCAUGUGUUACAGGAAACCCGGCAAAUGCUUCUGGAACUGUUACUACUCAACCUACAAAACCUUCCGGGAAUGAAACUAAUUCCGCCGGUUCCCCUGAAUCUACCAACUCCACCAGUUUACCUGAAGACGGCCCACCUACUGCUCCUAUUGUACCACCUACUGCACCAGUCAGCUCUGGAUCAGAAACUGAAUCUGCAAACAAAACUGCGGGCUCACCGGAAACGGAUCCAUCACCUACUUCACCAAAUGACUCCGGAUCAGAAUCUGGUUCAGUAGAUAAACCUCCUGAAUCCUCAAAUUCAACCAACGGAGGGCCACCUACUCCUCCCAAUGCACCACCUACUCCACCAAGUGGUUCUGGAGCUGAAUCUGGAUCAGCAACUAAACCCCCCGGGCCACUCACUCCUUCUACUGCACUACCAACUCCAUCAACCGGAUCUGAAUCAGGAUCAGGAUCGGGAUCAGCGGUGCCGACUCCCGCAACGCAGCGUCCCACCCCUCCGCAUGAAACGUGACUUAUAGCAAUCCUUAAUAAUGAUGGUUCUAACCUUAAAAUGACAGAUUGUUCAUUGUAAAACUCGCUAUUAAACUUAUUAUUACUAAUUUCA